Molecule: messenger RNA, 1563 nt
Organism: Exophiala spinifera
Lineage: Eukaryota; Fungi; Ascomycota; Eurotiomycetes; Chaetothyriales; Herpotrichiellaceae
Exons: 1
Coding region: 1-1563 (520 amino acids)
Molecular function (GO): nucleotide binding
Source: RefSeq, a predicted model, not a curated record
AUGGGUUCACUCGCACCGACCCCCAACCCGCCGCAGUUCCUCGUUAUCGGCGCCGGAUCUCGAGGCCAUUCCUACGCCCGCGCCGUCGAAGCCUCGACCUCAGGACGCAUUGCCGCCGUGGCCGAGAUAGACGCUUUCAAGAGACAAGAGUUUGGCCAGCGAUACAUAUGGGGACAAGGAAACAGUCCCGCUGCCCACCAGUCCUUCGAAGGCUGGGAGGCCUGGGUCGAGUGGGAAACACGGCGCAGGCAUGUCGCCGAACACGCUGGAGGCGCUGAACCAGGCUACCUGCCCAUCACCGGCGUGUUUAUAUGCACGCUGGACGAGACUCACGCACCAAUCAUCCGAGCCAUCGCCAAGUUCAAUCUACACAUUCUGUGCGAGAAGCCCCUGGCGCUGUCCAUGUCAGACUGCCGCUCCAUCUCGUCAGCACUAUCACACUACCCUCCCAAGGUGGUGUCGAUUGGACAUGUGCUGCGCUACUCUCCACACAAUAUCAUGCUCCGCAGGCUGUUGACCUCGGAUCAAGUCGUUGGCGAGAUAGUGUCGAUCGAGCAUACUGAGCCUAUAGGCUGGUGGCAUUUCUCGCACUCGUAUGUGCGCGGGAACUGGCGACGAGCGACCCCGGAAGGUGUCGGAUCACUUCUGACCAAAUCAUGCCACGAUAUUGAUUUCUUGAUGUGGCUUCUGUCUUCUCCAAGUCCGUUGACCGGCACCGAGCCUCACCUCCCCUCGACCAUCACAAGCACUGGAUCCCUCACUCACUUCCGCAAGGCUCGAAAGCCGAAAACCGCGGGCGCCUCGACCAACUGUCUGUCCUGUCCUGCAGAACCGGACUGUAUCUACUCUGCAAAGAAGAUCUAUCGUGAUAGAUGGCUUCGCGAGGAAAAAUAUACGGGCUGGCCACUGAAGAUCGUCGUUCCAGAGAUUGAGGACAUUGUCAAAACUGAAGGAUGGGGCGAAGGUGAGAGGAAACUUAUGCAACGGCUAGGCGAUGACUAUGACAAGGCUACUACGCCUGACGACGUGAUCGCUAGCAGAAGCUGGUACGGUCGUUGCGUGUACGAGGCAGAUAACAACGUUGCGGACGACCAGACGGUCACAAUCGAGUGGGACGAAGAUCCCCUUCCAGGUCAUGAACUCGGUCGAGGACCGAAACGAGCAUUGUUCCAUAUGACGUACCCCACAUUGGCACAGUGUGAUAGACGUGGCUGGGUGUACGGUACCCUGGGAGAAGUGCACUACGAUUCACAUACGAUCACCGUUCAUACUUUCGCCGACAACAAGACAGUGGUCCAUGAUAUCCCAAAGCAAGCACCCGAGGUCGAAAAGAGCCACGGCGGUGGUGACUGGGGUCUUGCAGCAGCAUUCGUCCAAGCUGUCCAAAACGUCGAGGAAGGUUCCAUGAGCGUUGCGCAGGCGCAGCGAGAGCUUGUUGGUUGCGACGUUGAAGAAAUCAUCAGGAGUCAUGAUGUCGUCUUUGCCGCCGAGGAGGCAAGGCGCGAGAAGAAGGUGCUUCAGUGGGCCGACUGGUGCGACAAGCACAGACCGGUCACGACAUGA